AUGAAUGGAGGCGUCAUUCCAAGGGGUUCCCUUUCCCUCCUGGUCCAAGGUUUGGAGGUAUCAUUGCUUGCAGGCUUCUUCGCCAAAACUCGUUCCAUUGGAAAAUAUUCUCACAAUUUCGAGAAACAUACGGUAGAUGCGAUCGCAGGCAAUAUCGUCGGUUUCGAUCUGUUUGGCCGCCAGUUGAUCAUUCUCAAUAGCUAUGAGGUCGCCAAAGAUAUGCUUGCGACUAAUGCGUCGAUUUAUUCGGACCGACCUAGUAUGGUUAUGUCCGGAAAACUGAUGGGCGCCGAAAACACUGGUUUUUCUCAACUCCGUUACGGGUUGGAGUGGAGAGAACAAAGAGCGAUGCUUCAUCAGCUAAUGACAAGAAAAUCAAUGACACAAUUCCAUGGUGCUCUCCGGAGGGCUGCUCUGCGCAUACUCGUGGGUGCUCUCGAGAACUCGCUCGCCCUUGGGGAUCUCCUGCGCCUGCACGUUGGUGCAGUGAUUCUCAAAACAACGUAUGGGAUCGAUGUCAAGAACUCCGAAGACCGCUAUUUGCAGGUCGUGGUGAGGCUCGUUAAGGCGGUUAAUUUCACUUUUUUUGGCCAGCACCUGGUCGAUUUCUUCCCCAUUCUUUUGCAUAUUCCUCGCAGCGUUCCGUUCGUGCAAUUCAGAAAAGAAGCGGAGUUCUUGCGCGCGACUCGUGAAGAGCUACUGAAUCGACCAUUCGAGUAUGCGCUGUCUCAAGAACCUUUGUCGCUCGUGAACAGAUUGAUACAAUCUGGAAGGAAUCCACGUUCCGUCAGGCUGGCCACCGGCGCCCUCUACAUUGCUGGUGUGGAUACGACCCUCAUCACAUUCAAAACAUUCCUCACUGCAAUGAUGCUCUAUCCUGAGGUGCAGAAAAAAGCCCAAGAAGAACUGGACGCUGUGCUUGGCACUUCGUCUAAGCAUGAGGUGCUGCGUCUUCCAACCUUUGAUGAUCAAGACAAGCUUCCAUAUCUCAAUGCCGUGAUCAAGGAGGUGCACAGAUGGCAUCCCGUGUUUCCUCUCGGAGUGAGUCACGCUCCUGUUGAGGACAAUGUCUAUGCAGGAUACUUCAUUCCUCGUGAUUCAAUCAUUAUGCCAAAUCAAUGGGCGAUGAGUAGGGACGAGCAUCACUACCCAGAGCCAGAACAAUUCAGGCCCGAGCGGUUCUUGGGUGAUAAUCCUGCUCUGGACCCGAAGGAAUUCAUACUUGGAUUUGGCAGAAGGAAAUGUGUUGGCCUGCAUUUCGCUGAUGCCGUUAUCUUCAUCACGUUUGCUUCGAUUCUGUCGACGUUCAACAUCACGAAGCGCACGGGGGAUCGCUAUGUCGAACCCAAUCUUCGCGUUGGUCAUGCAGGUCCGAUCGAUGAGGCGGCAUGCGAUCUGGCCCCCAGGUCACCCGGGACAGCUGCGCUCAUCAAUACUUCACUUGAAUCUCUCGACGACUCUUCUUGA
Messenger RNA from Cantharellus anzutake, 1467 nucleotides. RefSeq names its product cytochrome P450. Bases 1 to 1467 code for a protein of 488 amino acids. Lineage: Eukaryota; Fungi; Basidiomycota; Agaricomycetes; Cantharellales; Hydnaceae. Gene Ontology annotation, molecular function: oxidoreductase activity, acting on paired donors, with incorporation or reduction of molecular oxygen; monooxygenase activity; iron ion binding. The record is from RefSeq and is a predicted model, not a curated record. The transcript is spliced from 13 exons.